UUUCUUUCUUUUUUACUUUUUUUAGAUCUCGUUCUUGUUUGCAGGUCAACAAAAACGAUCAGAAUGGUCAAUAAGGAUCUUGUGGAGCAAGUAUUUGCAUACUUUGGUCUUGUUCUUUGGUCAUUUCAAAUGGCACCACAAGUGUACAAGAACUACAAACGGAGCUCUACAGAGGGUGUGUCACCAUGGAUGAUGAUUAUUUGGAUAUUUUCGGGAACUGUGCUCGGAAACUACAAUAUCGGGUUGGGUGUAGCGAUUCCUUUGAUUGUCCAACCUCAAUUGUUCGUAUUUAUAUGUUCAAUAUGUUUCGGCCAAGAACUAUAUUAUGGUCGUGGAUGGUCUAAAACAAGUUCAUGGGCUAUGUAUAUUGGUACAUUGGUAGUUAUGGCUGGAUUGGAAGUAGGCUUGACUUUUGCUUUCAAACGUGCUCAAUUUGAUCAAAACGAACGUGCCAUUCAGUUCUUUGGUAUUCUUCCUGUGGUAUCCAUCUUGUUUGGUUUCCUUCCUCAAUAUUGGGAUAUAUUUACCCAUUGCCGUGUUGAAGGUGUUUCACAUUUGUUUUUAUUUAUGGACUUCUUUGGGUCUGUCUUCUCGAUUAUCAGUUUAGCUUUUCGACCAACAAUAGACAUUCUUAGUUUGGUCAAUUACAUUGGAAUUGCCAUCUUUGAUGCUGGUAUCUUUAUUCUGUACUACAUCUUUCAAUGGUACAAUGGCAACAAAGGAAAGGAUAGCAAAGACGAUAAUGACAACGAUAAUGAUGAUGGUAUAUCCGAGAAAACGGCCAAGUUACAAGACGAAGAGAGUGGAUCAGCAUUACCUUCAAUUAAAUUGUAAUUAAACUCUUAUUUAUAUAGAUUGUACAAUUAGAAUAGACGUUACCAUAUAUUUACUUUUACUUUUAUAUAAUUAUUAAUAAAUUAAUACAUUCCUCUACAAGUUUAUCUCUA
This is a messenger RNA of Halteromyces radiatus, 947 nucleotides long. RefSeq lists its product as uncharacterized. Bases 64 to 834 code for a protein of 256 amino acids. The record is from RefSeq and is a predicted model, not a curated record. The transcript is spliced from 5 exons. NCBI's taxonomy places the organism in Eukaryota, Fungi, Mucoromycota, Mucoromycetes, Mucorales, Cunninghamellaceae.